Alosa sapidissima (American shad) is the source of this 2107-nucleotide messenger RNA. It is a transcript of the gene dbh, whose product is annotated as dopamine beta-hydroxylase (dopamine beta-monooxygenase). Gene Ontology annotation, molecular function: dopamine beta-monooxygenase activity; copper ion binding. The coding region runs from base 32 to 1897 and encodes 621 amino acids. Gene Ontology annotation, cellular component: secretory granule membrane. The transcript has 12 exons. The record is from RefSeq and is a predicted model, not a curated record. NCBI's taxonomy places the organism in Eukaryota, Metazoa, Chordata, Actinopteri, Clupeiformes, Clupeidae. Gene Ontology annotation, biological process: norepinephrine biosynthetic process; dopamine catabolic process; octopamine biosynthetic process.
AACCCAAGCCACAGCGGCGUGACCGAGUCUGAUGCGACUGCUGAGCAAAGACCUGCGUCUCCAGGACGUCACCCUCAUGUAUCUGACUUUGCUGGCCACGCUGCUGGUCAUCCUGGUGGCUUCCUACCAGACGACCGGCGGGCACUCCGCACAAGCACUCCCCCCGCUGGCCUACCCACUGGCCUACCACGUCCCCCUGGAUCCCUCCGGGCAGCUGGAGCUAUCCUGGAACGUCAGCCGCGCACAGCAGGAGGUGUACAUGGAGCUGUGGGCCAAAGAGCCGAAGCGUGGGAUCCUUCUGGGGAUGUCUGACCGCGGGGAGCUGACCGACGCAGACCUGGUGCUGCUCUGGAACGACGGGGCCAGGUCCUACUUUGGGGAUGCCUGGAGUGACAGUCAGGGAGCGGUGACCUUGGACAGACAGCAGGACUAUCAGCUUCUGGAGGCCCACCACACACCUAAGGGCUUCUACCUGCUCUUCAAGCGGCCCUUCAGCACCUGUGACCCUCACGACUUCCUCAUCGAGGAGGGCACCGUGCACCUGAUCUACGCCACGCUGGAUCAACCAAUCAGCUCGCUGUCGCAGCUCAACCUGUCCCUGCUGCAGACUGGUGUGCAGAGGGUGCUGCUCCUGCGACCGGACACCCCCUCGCCCCCGCUGCCCGCCGACGGCCGCCAGCUGGACGUGCUGGCGCCAGAUGUCACCAUCCCCGGCCAGGAGACCACCUACUGGUGCCACGUGUUCGAGCUGCCCCGGGACAUGCCCAAGAACCACAUCGUCAUGUACGAGGCCGUGGUCACCCCGGGCAACGAGGCCAUCGUACACCACAUGGAGGUGUUUGAGUGCGCCCCUGACAUGGACCGCGUGCCCGCCUACAGUGGCUCCUGCGACUCCAAGAUGAAGCCGCCCGAACUUAACCUCUGCCGCCACGUGCUCGCCGCCUGGGCCCUCGGAGCCGAGCCAUUUUCCUACCCCACUGAUGCUGGCAUGCCCCUUGGAGGGAAAAGCUCUUCCAGGUUUCUGCGUCUGGAGGUGCACUAUCACAACCCCCUCCUCAUCUCAGGUCGGCGUGACUCCUCUGGCAUCCGUCUCCACUACACCCCGCGCUUGCGGCGUUUUGACGCGGGCAUCAUGGAGCUGGGCCUGGUCUACACCCCCAUCAUGGCCAUCCCACCGCGUCAGAGCACCUACCUACUCACCGGCUACUGCACAGCCAAGUGCACUCAGACGGCUCUGCCUCCAGGGGGAAUCUUCAUCUUCGCGUCCCAGCUGCACACACACCUGGCUGGGCGAGCGGUGCGGACGGUCCUGGUACGCGGGGGCCGGGAGGUGGAGAUGGUGCAAGAGGACAAACACUUCAGCACACACUACCAGAUAAUCCGGACAUUGGAGAAGAUGGUGAAUGUUUUGCCGGGUGAUGCCCUCAUAACAAAAUGCACGUACAACACAGAGGACAGAAACAAACCUACAGUGGGUGGCUUUGGCAUCGAGGAGGAGAUGUGUGUGAACUACGUCCACUACUACCCACGCACACAGCUGGAGCUGUGCAAGAGUCACGUGGACCCUGGAUACCUGCAGAAGUACUUCAGCCUCAUCAACAGGUUCCAUGGGGAUGAUACGUGCACCUGUGCCCAGCCCAACGUGAUGGAGCAGUACAACUCCCUGCACUGGGACGCCUUCAGCGCCGAGGUGCUGGACUCACUCUACACCACUUCCCCCAUCUCCAUGCACUGCAACCAGUCUACCGCAAAGCUUUUCCCUGGUGAUUGGGACAGACAGGAUCUGCCCCAGGUCACUAGCCGGCUCCAGAGGCCACUCUACCCCUGUGAGGUCGGGGGAAGCCCUGCCACGCCCCCCUCAGGCACCCCGAUGGAGGUGAAACCUGACCAGUGGUAACGCCCAGGAGUAGGACACCCUUCCUGGGGUCGGCAUGUACACAUCUCCCCCUCCCCCACUGCUCCUCUGGAGGUUCUGUCUCUGUCAGAGUCCAGUCCCUAAUAGGGAAUAUAACCUUGAGGUGGUAAAAAAUGUCUGAAACAGUCAAGAGUGUGUCCAAAUUUAAAAAGCAAUUGUCUUUAGAUAGUGUGAAUAAAUUGUGGUAUGCUG